AGCCGCGCUGAGGUCAGAGGGAGGCGGCCUGUCGUCCGAGCCGAGCGCCUGCGCCGAUCCGGGCCGCGGCGGAGCGGAGCCCGAGCGUGGCCGAAGCCGAGCUGAGCGCGCGGCGGAGACGCUGACCCCCCGGCCCCGCGCCGCCGCGGCAGGCCCGGCAUGGAGGAGGAGUGCCGGGUGCUCUCCAUUCAGAGCCACGUCGUCCGCGGCUACGUGGGCAACCGGGCGGCCACGUUCCCGCUGCAGGUUUUGGGGUUUGAGGUCGAUGCAGUGAACUCUGUCCAGUUUUCAAACCACACAGGCUACUCACACUGGAAGGGCCAAGUGCUGAACUCAGACGAGCUCCAGGAGCUGUACGACGGGCUGAAGCUGAACAGCGUGAAUCAGUAUGACUACGUGCUCACAGGCUACACACGAGACAAGUCCUUCCUGGCCAUGGUGGUGGACAUCGUGCAGGAGCUGAAGCAGCAGAACCCCAGGCUCGUGUAUGUGUGUGACCCCGUGAUGGGAGACCAGCGCAACGGAGAGGGCGCCAUGUACGUCCCCGAUGACCUCCUCCCCGUUUACAGAGAGAAGGUGGUACCUGUCGCAGACAUCAUCACCCCCAACCAGUUCGAGGCUGAGUUGCUGACUGGGAGAAAGAUCCACACCCAGGAAGAAGCCUUAGAGGUGAUGGACAUGCUGCACUCCAUGGGCCCGGACACAGUGGUCAUCACCAGUUCGGACCUGCUGUCCCCGAGGGGCAGUGACUACCUGAUGGCGCUGGGGAGCCAGAGGACACGGGCUCCCGACGGCUCUGUGGUGACGCAGCGUAUCCGCAUGGAGAUGCACAAGGUGGACGCCGUCUUCGUGGGCACCGGGGACCUCUUUGCUGCCAUGCUCUUGGCGUGGACACACAAGCACCCCAACAACCUCAAGGUAGCCUGUGAGAAGACCGUGUCAGCCAUGCACCACGUUCUGCAGCGGACCAUCAAGUGUGCAAAAGCCAAGUCUGGGGAAGGAGUGAAACCCAGCCCCGCCCAGCUGGAGCUGAGGAUGGUGCAGAGCAAGAAGGACAUCGAGAGCCCCGAGAUCGUCGUCCAGGCCACGGUGCUGUGAGAGCCGCGUGGACCCGCCUCCGUCACGCCCAGUGUUAGGUGUCUCCAUUUCCGACCUUGUGAAAAAUGUCUGCCUUAGAGGUGUGACUGAAAUUUGGUAUUUGUUUUCUUUCGUGAGUGUCCAGCAUCCACUGGUCUUAAUUGUGAAAAUGUGCCAGUCGUGCUUUUUAAAAAUAACAAAGUGAUCACAGAGAUUUGUAAUUUGGGACCCCCAGCUCUCCUCCCCCAAGGUUCCUGGAAAACCAGCUCCGUGUUAGGUCUCCGGGCCCCGGGCUGGCUUGGGGCACAUGGCAUGUCCCUUUCCUGAGCGUGGGGCCCAGGGAGACCCACAGUGUCCGCCUCUCGCAGCGAGUCAGGGGUUAGUGUUUAUGUCCAAAAAAUGAUGUAAAUGUCUUUAUCCUUGCUCUGAGCUCACCUUCUGUGUUCCCCGUUCAGAACCUUCUGCGUCUUGCUUUGCUGCAGGGCAGCCCCUGGGGGUUUCAGGGUCUCCGCUUCUGUUCUUGAUAUGAACGAGUUCCUGAAGCUCAGACGCACAAACGCUGCAUAGUCACUUUGGCGGGGACCUUCCCAAGACCCCGGAAAUCUGCACAUCUCUCGUGUUUCAGGGAGGGGGCCAGCCGUGUAACUCAGCGUCCCUAGGCACCCCCACGGGACGGAGGCUGGUGUGUGGCUGAGGGCGCCUGUGGGUCUUCAGGCUCCUUACGGUCGAGCCAGUCAGUCACAUGCUGUGCACUUGCCACCCACUGCUGGUGACAGAUGUAUCCAGAAGGCGAAGGUGGGCUCCUGUGCCGCCCCCCGCUGGUGUGUGCAACCCCACCCCCAGUUCUCUUGUCCCCCUGCCUCCGCUCCCCUGCUGCUCUGUCCUGUGCCCGCCAGGUGCCAGGAAGCAAGGCGCAGCUCCACCCCUCCCCACCGUGGGUGGGGCGAAGCCCUGACAUCAGUCCCGUUGUCCGUUGCUUGGGUGACCUCCCCAGCUCCCACCCAGAACUUUGAGGACCCUCCCCCAGCAUGGAUCCUGGCAGGGUGUCCCCAUGCUUAGAGCCCACCCCCGACUCUGGGGCCUGCGGGGUUUGCAUCUCUCGGAAGCCCACAGCCUGGAGGGAAGCAGGGAGACUACAGGAUGUCGGGGACCAGGUGGGCAUCCCUGGGGAAGCAGGCUGUCCUAGGGCAGCCCUGGCCCCGCAGGCAGGACCCCUCCUGAGGUUGGGCCUGUGUCUCCAGGAUGCUCACCGCCUCAGGGCCGCCUUCUUCCCUGUGUUGAAGAUGCCCCUGGAUGAAGGCAGGCUGGUCUCCCCUGGACUCUGUGCACCCCUUCUCGUCUUUCUCCCCCACUACACUCAUGUUCUGAAUGUUGUAACUCGGGCAUUAGUUCUGUGUACAGGGUCAGGGUUCUCAGCUCCCUGCAGUGGCCAGUGGGUCAGGGCAUGUGUCCUUGUCCUGGUUCCUGGUCCCUGCGAGGCCCGCUGGCCUAGGAGGAGCAGAAAGACCUGGCGGGGGACAGCCCCCGAGUAGGGCAGCCAGGGACCCACCAUAGUCCCACAGGGCUCUGGCCUUCACGAAGCCUUUCAUGGAAAAGACGGUCAAUGCCAACUAGAGCUCGGAGAUGGCCGCACCGCCAGCCUGUGGGAAAUCUUUUUUUUUUCUUUCUUUCUGUUUCCUGUUUUUUUAAAAAAAAAAACUUAGGGAGAGCACGUGUAAGAUGACUUACACUUGUAAGCAAGAAACUUGAUUAUCUCAACAAGAUGGUAAACCACCCCCCCUGAAAACAUGGUGUUGGGGGUAGCAGCUUGUUUUGUGUGCACUGUGAAGUUAAAGAAGAAUGCACUUGGUGGACAGUGUGCUUCUUGGUCCUGGCCCCCACUGUGGGUUUAGCUCUUAAUUCUCAGUAUCAUACACAGAUCAGAACUGUUCCACCGGUAAAACCGUGAGCUCUUCUGUCUCCUUGAACCAUGAAGCCACAGCUGUGAGGAGAGGCUGGGGCACUAGGAGAAGGAAACUGGGGCUCCCGGGAGUGUCUGGGGUGCUUGGGACCCACAGAGAGACCCUUAGCUUCUGUGAGAACCACCUCCAACCUCCCCACGCAAGCAAAGUGCGCUCUUUGUCUGUCGUGAUGUUGCUGAACCUGUGUAUCACAGGCUCCUUUCCCUGGGGACCUAGUCCAUCUGUCGUGACCACAGCAGACGUCCUGGCUGUCUCCUCAGAAUUUCCCAUCCAGAACUUACCCGUGCCCGGCGGCAGUGGGUUCUGAUACAGUUUGGGUCCAAGUUAGAAUAAACCUUUUUAUUUUUUUUACUUUCUAUAUAGUUGAGUAACAAAAAAUAGUAAUUUAAGAUGAGAGCUAUAUUGGCCCUGAAUAGCUUGCUUAUUCCCAGGGUGUAGAUUUCAAACCUUCUCCUGGAGACCUUAGAGACAGAUUACAAAACAUGGUCCUUCUUCUUCAGCCUUGAAUCAGUGCCAAGUCCUGCAGAGGCAGCCAGGCUCGCCUGUGCUGUUUUUGUGAGAAGUGUCGGCGAUUGUGGAAAACAAUGCUCUGUUAUCCUUAAAUUUGUCAGACCCAGUCUUCAGAGUGUGUUUAAUUUCGCAGUGGCUGAGCCUGUCUUGGGGCUCCUGACCUUCUCAUUGCCCGGACCUCCUGUUCGCGCGUCAGUUCACGGCAUGGAGGAGGGGACACUGUUCUGUCUGGAGGCCCCUGGGCCUCACUGUGCACAUGCCCUCUCGGGACCACCUGCCUGGGGCAGCGGGGCCCAUAUCUGUGAAUCACAGUGCCUGUGACCACAGAACUGGGCUGUGCUCCAUGCCAGAAUAACCCGCCCUGGCUGCCCGCCUGGUCUCAGGUCUCCCUCUGGGGCAGGGAGGGGUCUGCUCAGGACCCCUCAGCACCUGCCUGGGCCAGAAGGAGGGGAGUGUGUUGAGGAGCAGAGUGUGUUGAGGAGCAGCAGCAGGGCCGCUGCCACAUGGUCCUGGCUUUCUGAGUCUGGGUGGCAGCCGUGUGGCCCCCAGACUCAGUUCUGAGAUCCCAGGCCCACCCAUUUCGGGUCCACACCACCUCCCGCUGCCCAGCUGGUGGGGGCUUCCCUUCUCAUCACCCCAAGUAGCUGUCUGCAUCCUGACUCCCUGGAGAGCUGACUCCCGUGUCUACUGAGGGAGGUGGCAGGUGGAUGUGCCAGGGGGCACUCAGGGACCCCUGGCCCUCGGGAAGGCGGGCCUUCUCCCUCUGGGAGCCCAGAUCUAUGGCUCAAGGCCAGGAAGCCUUGAACUUGGGCCUGCUUGGUCAGGAUGCAUGUCUUCUCCCCAGAAGAAUCCGCCCCCCUCCUGCAAUGUUCUCCAGAUCUGCCCAUGAGAGCCAGUCAGGCUGGUCCCGCACCAAGCAGGGAUCGAGUGCCUGCACACGUGUGGCCUUGCAGCCUUGUGCAGAGCUGCCAUGCCUGAGUCAGUGUCUGCUUCUGCAGCCAUGAGCAUCCUGAGCAGGAGCCUGCUUUUGUAGACAGCUCUGUUGUUUUCGGAGGGCUUCCCAGGUGGUGCUAGUGGUAAAAAGCCUGCCUGCCAGUGCAGGAGACGUAAGAGACGCAGGUUUGAUCCCUGGGUCGGGAAGAUCCCCUAGAGAAGGGCUUGGCAACCCACUCCAGUGUUCUUGCCUGGAGAAUCCCAUGGAGAGAGGAGCCUGGUGGGUUACAGUCCAUGGGGUCGCACAGAGUCACUACUAAAGCGACUUAACACUGUGGUUUGAGUCCUGCCUUGCUUCCGGUCUCUGCCAGCAGGGGGCAGUGAGGGCACAGGCCCUGCUGUGCACCACCCCACCCCACCCGCACCCCCACCCCGUGAUGCAACACAGCUGCCACCUUUCUAGGGAUGUUUCUUCAGGGGCUCUCCUGUCUGGCGAUUGGAACCGGGGUUUGUAGUCUGUUCGCUGCAUGGGGAGGGGGCCCUGAGUGAGUCUGCCACAUGGCCCAGGGUCUCAGUUCCUAAAACCUUGAGCUCUCCUUAGCUCCUGUCUUCCCCUGGACUCCUGCAGUUCAUUCUUGGUGCAAGACGUCUUGUUCUUAAUGUGCAAAGACACCGAUCAAGAAACGUUGUCUUACAAGCUACAUUCCUGCCUUUUACUAGAGGUCUUUGCUCACAACAGGGUGUGUUCGUUUGGUCAUUUGGCAAGUGAUUUUAGGUCUGGCUUAGAGAAUAUUUUAAAACUUUAUAUGAACGGAAAGUUCUUUUAAGAAUUUUCUUUUUAACUCCUGGCAGAAUAAACAGGCGUUUUUAAAGCUCACCACUGUCAGAGCCGAGCAGAGCCCUGUGCUCAGGGAGGGGCCCCAAGCUCCAGGGUUGCAGUGAAGGACGCUCCUGGCCCCUCAGCAGCCCAAUUUUCUGCAGCAGGAAACAUGCUUGGAAGGACAUGCCAUGGGCCACUCAGCCUGGCCGGGGGCAGCGCAGUCCUGGGAGAGCCGCCCUCCGCCCAGCAUGAUCAGGCAAACGGGGCACGCCGCCCUCGGGCCCUUUGCUCAGGAGUCCCCCAGACAGGGGUCUUGGUCCUCAUGCAGCCAAGGAUACAGAGCUGGGUCAGCGGGUUCGGGACCACUGUUGCUUUCUCACCCAGCCCCCAGCUUCUGGCACAAGGAAGGUGAGUGUGGGUCGUGACCAGGAUGGAGGAGGGACAGACGAAGGGAAUGGAUGAGCCUGGCGGCAGUGCCCCCAGUGCGCCCCAGAGAGUGAAGAGGGGAUGGGGCAAUGUGUGCGUUUCUGCAUAAUACCUGGGACCAUUGUCUUGGUAAUGGGAGGCGUCAGUGUUGAUGCUGGGGAGGUGGAAGUGAAUUCUUACUUCACGCAGCCCCUGAAGGAUAAGGCGUGUGUGGGUGGCGUGUUGAAUGUUUUUGGCUUCAAAGCUGCAUACUUCUAGAAUUUCACUUGGGAUUUCCCAUAACGGUUACAAACCUGGACCCGCAGGAGGACUGAGGCUCUGACUCGGGCCAGUUGGUGCCGACCUUGUCCUUCCAGAAUCUGGGGGAAAUGAUACAACCUUGGGACCAGAGGGGCUCCCUGCAGUUCCGGCGACGGUUUCACUAGCCCUGUGCUCUACUUGCCAGCCCCACCUACUGUGCGCCUGUGGAUGUGUUUUAAACAUAAACCCCUUGCAGCGCUGUCGAGGCUGUGUCUGUCUGUUCUGGUCUUACUGACUUAUGAUUAUCACAAAUAAAUAUUUUCAUGGUGA
Bubalus bubalis (water buffalo) is the source of this 6297-nucleotide messenger RNA. It is a transcript of the gene PDXK, whose product is annotated as pyridoxal kinase. The record is from RefSeq and is a predicted model, not a curated record. Gene Ontology annotation, cellular component: cytosol. The transcript is spliced from 11 exons. Lineage: Eukaryota; Metazoa; Chordata; Mammalia; Artiodactyla; Bovidae. Bases 160 to 1098 code for a protein of 312 amino acids. Gene Ontology annotation, molecular function: pyridoxal kinase activity. Gene Ontology annotation, biological process: pyridoxal 5'-phosphate salvage.